AUGUUCUCCAGAACUGCUGUUGUCCUCUCUUUCUUGGCAGUCGCCACCUCGGGAUUCAGUGUCCGCCCAUCGGCCAAGAACACUGUACAAGAUGCUCAUGAGCAGCUCACCAAGAAGAUUCGGUGCUGGGAGCCAAUCGAGGAGAACAUUGCUGGAAACAACUUCUCUGGAAAGCACACACUCAGCGAGCCAAUCUACGACCUCUGCUCCUAUAUGCCGGACCCAAAGAACUGGAACAAAGGAUACGUCAACGGUGUCGACAUGGACUCUGACGACUACACCAACGUCUUCAACUUCUUCCAAGUCACCCACCCAAGACUUGCCAUGCUCAAUGUCUGCCUUCAAGAGUCCCAUUCCUUUGAGAAGUCUCAUUCACUUCUCCUUCUUCCAUCCCCAAGCAUGUUCUCCAGAACUGCUGUUGUCCUCUCUUUCUUGGCAGUCGCCACCUCGGGAUUCAGUGUCCGCCCAUCGGCCAAGAACACUGUCCAAGAUGCUCAAGAGCAGCUCACCAAGAAGAUUCGGUGCUGGGAGCCAAUCGAGGAGAACAUUGCUGGAAACAACUUCUCUGGAAAGCACACACUCAGCGAGCCAAUCUACGACCUCUGCUCCUAUAUGCCGGACCCAAAGAACUGGAACAAAGGAUACGUCAACGGUGUCGACAUGGACUCUGACGACUACACCAACGUCUUCAACUUCUUCCAAGUCACCCACCCAAGACUUGCCAUGCUCAAUGUCUGCCUUCAAGAGGCAUUCCAAUUCCACGUCGCCGGACGUCCAUCACAGACUUCAAUCCGUUGUCUGUGCAAGAGAGAUGGCUGCAACCUGCCGAAGGAAUUUACCACGUUCCUGGACUUCAACAAGCUCCCAAUGCCAGAGACUUCUUUCUAA
Messenger RNA from Caenorhabditis briggsae, 888 nucleotides. The coding region runs from base 1 to 888 and encodes 295 amino acids. Lineage: Eukaryota; Metazoa; Nematoda; Chromadorea; Rhabditida; Rhabditidae. The record is from RefSeq and is a predicted model, not a curated record. The transcript has 3 exons.